This is a messenger RNA of Acipenser ruthenus (sterlet), 1639 nucleotides long. RefSeq names its product trans-L-3-hydroxyproline dehydratase-like. The record is from RefSeq and is a predicted model, not a curated record. NCBI's taxonomy places the organism in Eukaryota, Metazoa, Chordata, Actinopteri, Acipenseriformes, Acipenseridae. Gene Ontology annotation, molecular function: hydro-lyase activity. The transcript is spliced from 5 exons. The coding region runs from base 289 to 1326 and encodes 345 amino acids.
GUUUUUUGUUUUUUUUUUAUCGAGCACAGUUAAGAUAUUUUAAAUAAAUAUUGAUUUGCUUUAAAUGUGCAUAAAGACAUUAUUUUAAAAGGGCUAAUACUUUCUACGUGACUUACAUAGGUAAUUCAGACAGAAUACGAGCUCAUAUCUUGCCACACAAAAUAUGUAGAGGGCGGUCCAGGACGUAAGCGUGUAGGCGUGUUUUCCCAUUUAAUACGUCUGAAGUUUUUUGUAGUCUAGGUUUGUUUGCUUAUGUGACGAUUUUACUUUUUACGGAGUUGUGCAAGCAUGGAAUCACUAAAACUGCCCCCUCACGAUGGGUCGGUCAUUUCAGUAGUUGACAUGCAUACUGGUGGCGAGCCAUUACGGAUAGUGGUGAGUGGCUUCCCCGACAUUAUAGGAGGGAGCGUCCUGGCAAAGAGACGCUAUGUACGUGAAAAACUUGACCAUUUAAGGCAACUAUUAAUGUUUGAGCCCCGGGGACAUUAUGACAUGUAUGGUGCUCUUGUGGUAAAAAGUGAACUGAAUGAAGCUCACUUGGGUGUACUCUUUAUGCACAAUGAAGGGUACAGCACGAUGUGUGGUCAUGCCGUUAUUGCCCUGGGCAGGUUUGCUGUGGACUACGGUCUGGUCACAGCGCCUCAGUCGCCGGAAACUCAGGUGAACAUUCAUUGCCCAUGUGGCCUGGUGAAGGCAUUUGUCGAAUACUCCAAUCAGAACACUGGGAAGGUGAGGUUCCAUAGCGUCCCAGCGUUUUCAUUUGCUACAGAUAUUACAGUUGAUGUACCUGGUCAUGGGGAGGUCAUUGUGGAUAUCAGUUACGGUGGUGCGUUUUAUGCAUUUGUCAGUGCAGAGAAGUUUGGUUUGGACAUCAGUCAUUCCAGAACCAGGGACCUUGUGGAUGCAGCAACUGCAGUAACUAAUGCUGUCAAAAGAAAGGUUAAACUUCACCAUCCUAGCAGUCCAGAUCUAGCUUUCCUCUAUGGAACCAUCCUCACAGAUGGUAAAGAUGCUUUUUCUGAUGAACCUACUGCCAAUGUUUGUGUUUUUGCAGAUGCUCAGGUUGAUAGAAGUCCUACUGGUUCAGGGGUGACUGCUCGAAUUGCCCUCCAAUAUCAUAAGGGUCUUAUUCAACUGAACCAGACCAGGACAUUCCAAAGUGGGGCCACGGGUUCCCUGUUUACUGGAAAAGCAGUGCAGGAAACCAAAUGCGGAGACUUCAAGGCAGUUACUGUAGAGGUUGCAGGACAUGCACAUUAUACUGGAACAGCAAGUUUUGUACUGGAAAAUGAUGAUGACCUAAAAAAUGGGUUUCUUUUGAAAUAAAUCUGUAGCAUGCAUAAUUACAGACUAUAGGAUCAUUUCUAAAUAUAUCUGUAUACUUGGAUUCAAAAUGCUUUGUUUUAUUUUAUUCAAUUAGCAGUGUACCACUUAGUGUGUUUCAUAUUAUUACUAAAAUUAUUAGAAUGUCAUGUUUGUUGGAAAUAAGGAAGUUUUUGUUUCAUUCUUCAGAAAUUCCUACCCAUUUCCUAGAGGUUGUGUUUAGACUUGUAGUUUUGUGUACAAAUUAAAGCAUUAUUGAGUAGUGUGCAAAAAUGCAUGCCCAGCAAUCAAUUAAUAAAAAAUCGAUUUCAUUACA